Endocarpon pusillum Z07020 is the source of this 1035-nucleotide messenger RNA. Its product is annotated as oxidoreductase bli-4. The transcript has a single exon. The record is from RefSeq and is a predicted model, not a curated record. Bases 1 to 1035 code for a protein of 344 amino acids. NCBI's taxonomy places the organism in Eukaryota, Fungi, Ascomycota, Eurotiomycetes, Verrucariales, Verrucariaceae.
AUGGAUGCAAUCAAAAGCACCCUUGCCGAGAACUUCGGCGGCCCCACCCACAAUCUCGUAGACGCCAAACACCAGUUCACGCUCGAGGAGACACCGGACCAGUCCGGCAAAGUGGCGCUCGUGACCGGCGGCAGCCAGGGCAUCGGCUACGGCGCCAGCUUCACGCUGCUGCAGAAGAACCUCGCCAAGCUGUUCGUGCUGUCCAUGAGCGGAGAAACCAUGGACGGAGCCGUCAACGACGUCAAGGAGAAGCUCGGUGAGGAGGCGGCCAAGAAGAUCACCUGGCUGCAAUGCGACCUCGCGGACUGGAAGGCCGUGGCCGAGACCAGCCAGAAGAUCCGCGACCAGACCGACCGGCUCGACAUCCUGGUCCUCAACGCCGCGCGCGGCAUCAUGACCUACCAACUCACCGACGACACGGGCGUGGAUCUGCACAUGGCGCUCAACCACAUGGGCCACGUGGUGCUGACGUCGCACCUGCUCCCGGUGCUGAAAUCCACCGCGUCGGACGGGCACAAAGUGCGCAUCACCGUGCAGAGCUCCAACGCGCACCAGAACGCCCCCUCAGACACCCGGUUCGCCUCCCUCGACGAACUCAACCGCGACCUCGGCCCCAACGGCCAGUACGGGCGAUCGAAGCUGGCCAACCUCCUCUACGCCCGCUACCUGGCCCGGCACCUGACGCCGCAGAACCCCAACAUCCUCGUCAACGCCACCCACCCGGGUUUCGUCGAGACGAAACAGUCCACCAAAGACAUCCACGAGCCGUAUCCGAUCGCGGGUGGGGUGAUGAGCACGCUCAUGAACCCGCUCAAGAAGGAUCAGUGGAUGGGUGCGGUCAGUACGGUGUAUGCUGCGACCAAGGUGGAGGACAGCGGGCUCUAUAUCUGUCCGCCGGCGAUCCCGGAGCAGGGCAGUAAGAUGGCGCAGGAUGAGGAGCUGGGCGAGCAGCUGAUGAAGUUGACCAGGGAGAUCGUCAUGGAGAAGACGUACAGCGACAGCAAGGAGAAGAGUUGUCCUUUUGAGUUUUAUUAA